Molecule: messenger RNA, 1110 nt
Organism: Mustela erminea (ermine)
Lineage: Eukaryota; Metazoa; Chordata; Mammalia; Carnivora; Mustelidae
Product: putative UDP-GlcNAc:betaGal beta-1,3-N-acetylglucosaminyltransferase LOC100288842
Exons: 2
Coding region: 1-1110 (369 amino acids)
Cellular component (GO): membrane
Molecular function (GO): hexosyltransferase activity
Source: RefSeq, a predicted model, not a curated record
AUGCAGGUGACAUUCUGCAGACUUCGGACUCACCAGUGGUGUUUCAUUCUAUUUAAUGUUAUCCUAUUUCAUGCCUUGCUUUUUGGGGCUGAUUUUGUGGAAGAAUACUUUUUGCGUGCUUUGCCUUAUGUAGAUAUGAAAGUUCUUGAAACAAAGGAUAAGGCAAGAAAAUUGAACGUGGAACCCCUAAGAAGUAACCUUUCCAAGCAUUAUAUCCUGAGCCAGUCGGAGGUGUGUAAAGGGAAGAAUAUAUUUUUACUCUCUCUUAUCUUCAGUAGCCCAGGAAAUGGAACAAGGCGGGACCUCAUCAGGAAAACCUGGGGUAAUGUGACCAGUGUCCAAGGGUACCACAUUCUCACACUGUUUGCUUUAGGAAUGCCUGUUUUGGUAACUACCCAGCAAGAGAUAGACAAAGAGUCCCAUAAGAAUAAUGAUAUAAUUGAAGGAAUCUUCUUGGACACUUCUGAGAACCAAACCCUGAAGAUCAUCACAAUGAUGCAAUGGGCUGUGACUUUUUGCCCUAAUGCCCUAUUCAUUCUCAAGGUUGAUGAAGAGAUGUUUGUCAAUCUUCCAAGUUUGGUAGACUAUCUUCUCAAUCUGAAAGAACACCUUGAGGAUAUCUAUGUGGGAAGAGUUAUCCAUCAGGAUACACCCAACAGAGACCCCAAUAGUCAAGAAUUUGUCCCUUUUAGCAAAUAUCCAGAAAAGUACUACCCAGAUUACUGCAGUGGUGAAACCUUUAUUAUGUCCCAAGAUGUGGCUCGGAUGAUGUAUGUGGUUUUCAACGAAGUACCCAUAAUGGUUCCUGCUGAUGUGUUUGUAGGGAUUUGUGCCAAGUCCAUUGGCCUUAUACCCAUCCACAGUUCAAGGUUUUCUGGGAAAAAGCACAUCAGAUACAACAGAUGUUGCUAUAAGUUCAUUUUUACAUCCUUGGAAACUACAGAUGCUGAAAUACCCCUGGCAUGGGAGGAAAUUAGCAGUGGGAAAGAAUGCACUCUGUUUGAGACUUACUAUGGGCUCAUUUCCUGCAAACUUCUGACAUACCUUGACAGCUUUAAACGUUUUCACAUGAAUACCGUAAAAAACUAUGACAUGUAUUUUGGUGAUUAG